AAUGCUGCAAAAAAAGAAGAGUCAGAAACUGCAAACAAAAACGAUUCUGCUAAGAAGUUGUCUGUUGAAAGAGUGUAUCAGAAGAAGACACAACUUGAGCAUAUUCUCCUUCGUCCUGAUACAUAUAUUGGGUCCGUGGAACCAUUGACACAGCUCAUGUGGGUGUAUGAUGAAGAUGUAGGAAUGAAUUGUAGAGAGGUUACCUUUGUGCCAGGUUUAUACAAGAUCUUUGAUGAAAUUUUGGUUAAUGCAGCUGACAAUAAGCAACGAGAUAAGAACAUGACCUGUAUUAAAGUUUCUAUUGAUCCUGAAUCUAACAUUAUAAGCAUUUGGAAUAAUGGCAAAGGCAUUCCAGUAGUAGAACAUAAAGUAGAGAAAGUAUUUGUUCCUGCUUUAAUUUUUGGACAACUUUUAACAUCCAGUAAUUAUGAUGAUGAAGAGAAGAAAGUUACAGGUGGUCGCAAUGGUUAUGGUGCAAAACUUUGUAAUAUUUUCAGUACAAAGUUCACAGUAGAAACAGCUUGCAAAGAAUACAAACAUAGUUUUAAACAGACAUGGAUGAAUAAUAUGAUGAAGACUUCUGAAGCCAAAAUUAAAUAUUUUGAUGGUGACGAUUACACAUGCAUAACAUUCCAACCAGAUCUGUCCAAAUUUAAGAUGGAAAAACUUGACAAAGAUAUCGUGGCCCUCAUGACCAGAAGAGCCUAUGACUUGGCAGGCUCAUGCAAAGGGGUCAAAGUCAUAUUUAAUGGAAAGAAAUUGCCUGUAAAUGGAUUUCGAAGUUACGUAGAUCUUUAUGUAAAAGACAAACUGGAUGAAACUGGGGUGGCCCUGAAAGUUAUCCAUGAACUUGCAAAUGAAAGAUGGGAUGUUUGUCUCACUUUGAGCGAAAAAGGAUUCCAGCAAAUUAGCUUUGUAAAUAGUAUUGCAACUACAAAAGGUGGUCGACAUGUUGAUUAUGUAGUGGAUCAAGUUGUUGGUAAACUAAUUGAAGUAGUUAAGAAAAAGAAUAAAGCUGGAGUAUCUGUGAAACCUUUUCAAGUGAAAAACCACAUAUGGGUUUUUAUUAAUUGCCUUAUUGAAAAUCCAACUUUUGAUUCUCAGACUAAGGAAAAUAUGACGUUGCAACCCAAAAGUUUUGGAUCCAAGUGCCAACUGUCAGAAAAAUUUUUUAAAGCAGCUUCUAACUGUGGCAUUGUAGAAAGUAUCCUGAACUGGGUGAAAUUUAAGGCACAGACUCAACUGAACAAGAAGUGUUCAUCAGUCAAGUACAGUAAAAUCAAAGGCAUUCCUAAACUGGACGAUGCUAAUGAUGCUGGUGGCAAACAUUCCCUGGAAUGCACACUGAUAUUAACAGAGGGAGACUCUGCCAAGUCGCUUGCUGUAUCUGGAUUAGGUGUGAUUGGACGAGACAGAUACGGAGUCUUUCCACUCAGGGGCAAAAUUCUUAACGUACGGGAAGCGUCUCAUAAACAGAUCAUGGAAAAUGCAGAAAUAAACAAUAUUAUUAAAAUAGUUGGUCUACAAUACAAGAAAAGUUAUGAUGAUGCUGAAUCUCUGAAAACUUUACGCUAUGGAAAGAUUAUGAUUAUGACUGAUCAGGAUCAAGAUGGAUCUCACAUCAAAGGUCUGCUUAUUAAUUUCAUUCAUCACAAUUGGCCAUCCCUUUUGAAACAUGGUUUUCUUGAAGAGUUCAUUACUCCUAUUGUAAAGGCAAGCAAAAAUAAGCAGGAACUUUCCUUCUACAGUAUUCCUGAAUUUGAUGAAUGGAAAAAACAUAUAGAAAACCAGAAAGCAUGGAAAAUAAAGUACUACAAAGGGUUGGGUACCAGUACAGCUAAAGAAGCAAAGGAAUAUUUUGCUGAUAUGGAAAGGCAUCGUAUCUUAUUUAGAUAUGCUGGUCCUGAAGAUGAUGCUGCCAUUACUUUGGCAUUCAGUAAGAAGAAAAUCGAUGACAGAAAAGAAUGGUUAACAAAUUUUAUGGAAGAUCGGAGACAGCGUAGGUUACAUGGCUUACCAGAGCAAUUUUUAUAUGGUACAGCGACAAAGCAUUUGACUUACAAUGAUUUCAUCAAUAAGGAAUUGAUUCUCUUCUCAAACUCAGACAAUGAAAGAUCUAUACCAUCUCUUGUUGAUGGCUUUAAACCAGGCCAACGAAAAGUUUUAUUUACCUGUUUUAAGAGGAAUGAUAAACGUGAAGUAAAAGUUGCCCAGUUGGCUGGAUCGGUUGCUGAGAUGUCUGCUUAUCAUCAUGGAGAACAAGCAUUAAUGAUGACUAUUGUGAAUCUGGCUCAGAACUUUGUGGGAAGUAACAAUAUUAACUUACUUCAGCCUAUUGGUCAGUUUGGAACUCGGCUUCACGGUGGCAAAGAUGCUGCAAGCCCUCGUUAUAUUUUCACAAUGUUAAGUUCUUUAGCAAGACUGCUUUUCCCUGCCAUGGAUGAUAACUUGCUGAAGUUUCUUUAUGAUGAUAAUCAACGUGUGGAGCCCGAGUGGUAUAUUCCCAUAAUUCCCAUGGUUUUAAUAAAUGGUGCUGAGGGCAUUGGUACUGGAUGGGCUUGUAAACUCCCCAACUAUGAUGCUAGGGAAAUUGUGAACAAUGUCAGACGAAUGCUAGAUGGCUUGGAUCCUCAUCCCAUGCUUCCAAACUACAAAAACUUUAAAGGGACAAUUCAAGAACUUGGUCAAAACCAAUAUGCGGUUAGUGGUGAAAUAUUUGUGGUGGAUAGAAACACGGUAGAGAUUACAGAGCUUCCAGUUAGAACUUGGACACAGGUAUACAAAGAGCAGGUUUUAGAACCUAUGCUAAAUGGAACAGACAAAACACCAGCAUUAAUAUCUGAUUAUAAAGAAUAUCAUACUGAUACAACUGUGAAAUUUGUGGUGAAAAUGACUGAAGAGAAACUUGCACAAGCAGAAGCUGCUGGAUUGCACAAAGUCUUUAAACUUCAAACAACUCUUACUUGUAAUUCCAUGGUUCUCUUUGAUCAUAUGGGAUGUCUAAAGAAGUAUGAGACUGUGCAAGACAUCUUGAAAGAAUUCUUUGAUUUACGAUUAAGUUACUAUGGCUUACGGAAAGAGUGGCUUGUAGGAAUGUUGGGAGCUGAAUCUUCAAAGCUUAAUAAUCAGGCCCGUUUUAUUUUAGAGAAGAUACAAGGGAAAAUUUCUAUAGAGAAUAGGUCAAAGAAAGAUUUGAUUCAAAUGUUAGUCCAGAGAGGUUAUGAAUCUGACCCAGUGAAAGCCUGGAAAGAAGCACAAGAAAAGGCUACGGAAGAGGAAGAAACACAAAACCAGCAUGAUGAUAGUUCUUCUGACUCAGGCACUCCUUCAGGCCCUGAUUUUAAUUAUAUUUUAAAUAUGUCUCUAUGGUGUCUUACUAAAGAAAAAGUUGAUGAACUGAUUAAACAGAGAGAUGCCAAAGGACGAGAGGUCAAUGAUGUUAAAAGAAAAUCUCCUUCAGAUCUUUGGAAAGAGGAUUUAGCAGCAUUUGUUGAAGAACUGGAUAAAGUGGAAGCGCAAGAACGGGAAGAUAUUCUGGCUGGAAUGUCUGGAAAAGCAAUCAAAGGUAAAGUCGGCAAACCUAAGGUGAAGAAGCUCCAGUUGGAAGAGACAAUGCCCUCACCUUAUGGUAGAAGAAUAGUUCCUGAAAUCACCGCUAUGAAGGCUGAUGCCAGCAAAAAGUUGCUGAAGAAGAAGAAGGGUGAUCCUGAUACUACAACAGUAAAAGUAGAGUUUGAUGAAGAAUUCAGUGGAACACCUAUAGAAGGGACAGGAGAAGAGGUAUUGACUCCAUCAGCUCCCAUGGUUAAAGGUCCAAAACCCAAAAGAGAGAAAAAGGAGCCUGGUGCCAGAGUGAGAAAGACACCUACGUCAGCUGGUAAAGCCAACACAAAGAAAGUGAAGAAGCGAAAUCCUUGGUCAGAUGAUGAAUCCAAGUCAGAAAGUGACUUGGAGGAAGCGGAACCUGUGGUUAUUCCAAGAGAUUCUUUGCUUAGGAGAGCAGCUGCUGAAAGACCUAAGUACACAUUUGAUUUCUCAGAAGAAGAGGAUGAUGAUGCUGAUGAUGAUGAUGACAAUAAUGAUUUAGAGGAAUUGAAAGUUAAAACUUCUCCCAUAACAAAUGAUGGUGAAGAUGAAUUUGUUCCUUCAGAUGGCUUAGAUAAAGAUGAAUACACAUUUUCACCAGGCAAAUCAAAAGCCGCUCCAGAGAAGUCUUCGCAUGACAAAAAAAAUCAGGAUUUUGGGAACCUUUUCUCAUUUCCCUCAUACUCUCAGAAAUCAGAAGAUGGAAAACCAUCUUCAGAUAUAACACCGAAACCCAAGAGAACUCCGAAGCAGAAGACAAUAGAGACUGUAAACUCUGACUCAGAUUCAGAAUUUGGUGUCCCAAAGAAGACCGUAACACCCAAAGGUAAAGGUCGAGGGGCAAAGAAAAGGAAAGCAUCUGGCUCAGAAAAUGAAGGCGAUUACAACCCUGGGCGGAAAGCACCGAAAACAGCAAGCAAGAAACCGAAGAAAACAUCUUUUGAUCAGGAUUCAGAUGUGGACAUCUUCCCGUCAGACUUCACUGCUGAACCACCUUCUCUGCCACGAACCGGUAGGGCUAGAAAAGAAGUAAAAUAUUUUGCAGAGUCUGAUGAAGAAGAUGUUGAUUUUGCAAUGUUUAAUUAAGUGCCCGAAGUGCACAAGCAUUUUUCAACAAAUACCGUGUUUGUUGUCCCUUUGUCUUUUCUGUCUCAGACUUUUGUACAUCUGGCUUAUUUUAAUGUGAUGAUGUAAUUGAUGGUUUUUUAUUAUUGUGGUAGGCCUUUUAACAUUUUGUUCUUACAUACAGUUUUAUGCUCUUUUUUACUCAUUGAAAUGUCAUGUCUGAUGGCUUGUAGAAAUCGUUAGACAGCCGUGCAUUUGCACAGAUUUUAAUUGUCCUGGUUGCAGACUACAGACCUGCUUUUUGAAAUGAAAUUUAAACAUUAAAAAUGGAACUGUG
Echinops telfairi (small Madagascar hedgehog) is the source of this 4987-nucleotide messenger RNA. RefSeq names its product DNA topoisomerase II beta (gene TOP2B). The record is from RefSeq and is a predicted model, not a curated record. Lineage: Eukaryota; Metazoa; Chordata; Mammalia; Afrosoricida; Tenrecidae. The coding region runs from base 157 to 4671 and encodes 1504 amino acids. The transcript has 34 exons. Gene Ontology annotation, biological process: sister chromatid segregation; DNA topological change; resolution of meiotic recombination intermediates. Gene Ontology annotation, cellular component: nucleus. Gene Ontology annotation, molecular function: ATP binding; DNA topoisomerase type II (double strand cut, ATP-hydrolyzing) activity; DNA binding.